CGCGCGAGCGCCGGACGCGGCGCUUCGGGACGCGAAAAGGCGCGCGCGAUGCGCGAGGGCGUCGACGCGCUCGAACGGCGCGCGCGGGCGCUGCGAGAGGAGCUCGAAAGCCGCGAUGGGAUGCUCGAGGCGGUGCAGACGCAAGCCAAGAUGGACGUCGAGAGCGCGCGACGCGAGCGAGACGAGGCGCGGCGAGAGGCGAAGGCGGAGAAAACGAUGCGGAUGGAGGCGGCGGCGAUGGCGCUGACGGCGCUCGAGGCGAAGGCGCGGUCGGAGGCGGCGAUGGAGGCGAGGGACGAGGCGACGCCGCGCGAAGUCGAAAUGCGGCGCGAGCUCGAGGACGCCGAGGCGAGACUGAAGCGCGCGGAAGAGGCGGUGCGGGCGAGAGGCGCGGGAGACGGUGACGUCGCGCUUACGCCGGGGCGAUCGCCGAGCGCGGCGUCGUUCGCGAAGAAGGUGGCGCUCGUGGAGGCGCGCGUGCGCGGCGACGUCGAACGCCGGCGAGACGAAUUGCUGCGUUUUUUGCGUCGAGAGCGAAAGGGUGGGAACGCGCGCGGGCGCGGCGGCGGCGGCGGCGGCGGCGGCGAUGGUGGCGCGGACGAGGUCGACGUCGAACGCGCGCGCGGUGCGGCGACGCCGACGACGUCGGAUACCGCUUCGGACGACGGCGACGCGUCGCUCGGGACGGACGCGCGCGGAGCCGCGGUGGAGUGGGGCGUGGCGCAGAGCGAAGCGUAUUCGACCGUCGUCGAGCUCAUGAAGCGAGUGAUGAUGGUCUUAGAGCGCGCGAGCGAGCUGGCCUCCGUGGACGACGCGGCGAUGUCGACGGAUGAGGACGACGUCGAGACGAAACGUUCGUGGUCGGCGGCGGCGGCGGAUUUGCGCGAUCCCGAUCCCACGCUCGAGCAGCUCGUGCGCUGGCUCGAAGCCGUCGAACUCGUCGACGAUGAAGAGCACGCGGUGACGCUGCGCGAGCUCAUGGCGCGCAUGUGCGCUUUGACGCACGCGGUGGUGUUUUCGCUCAAGCGCGCCGUCUCCGCCGCCGCGGAAGCGCGGGAGGAAACCUCGGAGGCGUACGCCAUCGCCGAGGAAGCCGCGGAGGUGUACCGCUUACACCUCGCUCAGGCCGAAUCUCGCGCCACCAUGGCCGAGCGUCGCGCCGUCGCCGCGGAAGAAGCCACCGAAACCAUCACCGAGCUCUCCAAACCCGCCGUGGACGCGCCGACGGUCGACGCGGACGCGACGUCCGGCAAGUCGUCGAGCGAGGCGAAAGCGCCCGAGAGCGCGGCGGCGGCGAAGGGCGCGAAGGGCGCGGCGGCGAGCGAUUUUCAAGAGGUGAGCCUGAGCCCGAAAGCCGGCGGCGGCGGCAAACGCGGGAAAGGAGGCGACGCUCCGGGAACGCCGAUCGCGAAACCGUCCAAGGUGGACGACGCGAUGGUGAAAGAGAUGGAAGCCGCGGUCGAGAGCGUGGCGAAACCGACGGCGAAGGGGGUGAAGACGAUUCCGAAACCGAAGCCGGCGACGGAGGGGAACGGAGGAGACAACGGCGACGGAGGGGCGGAGAAGUCGAAAUCGCAGAGGAAGAAUGAGCGCAAACGAGAGAGGGCGAAACAGAAGAAGCUUGAAGACAAGGCGAGAAUAGCGUCGGCGUCGAUGAAGAAUUCCGUGAACACGGAACGCGACCUCUACUAG
Ostreococcus lucimarinus CCE9901 is the source of this 1692-nucleotide messenger RNA. RefSeq lists its product with no specific name. Bases 49 to 1692 code for a protein of 547 amino acids. Lineage: Eukaryota; Viridiplantae; Chlorophyta; Mamiellophyceae; Mamiellales; Bathycoccaceae. The transcript is spliced from 2 exons. The record is from RefSeq and is a predicted model, not a curated record.